Messenger RNA from Scheffersomyces stipitis CBS 6054, 1716 nucleotides. RefSeq lists its product as uncharacterized. The record is from RefSeq and is a predicted model, not a curated record. Gene Ontology annotation, cellular component: membrane. Gene Ontology annotation, molecular function: transmembrane transporter activity. The coding region runs from base 1 to 1716 and encodes 571 amino acids. The transcript has a single exon. NCBI's taxonomy places the organism in Eukaryota, Fungi, Ascomycota, Pichiomycetes, Serinales, Debaryomycetaceae. Gene Ontology annotation, biological process: transmembrane transport.
AUGUCUAAAAUAGACUCCGAAAAGAGCACUGAGAUACAUAACGUGCCCAGCGUUGGCUACGGAGAAAUACAGAACUAUGUCUCCAAUCGUACCGCCCAAGGUAUGCCAGCCUUGGAUGCUCUUGCCCAGGCUGAUGGCAAGAAUGCUGAGAAGUUGAUGGAAGAAGCUCAGGCCAACUUGGAAUUAGUUCAGGAGACCGGUUAUGCUCCAGAAUUGAGACGUAACUUUGGUGUGAUCUCAUUGUUAGGUGUGGGGUUUGGGUUAACCAACUCUUGGUUCGGUAUCUCGGCCUCUUUGGUCACAGGUAUCAGUUCUGGUGGUCCCAUGAUGAUCAUCUACGGUAUUCUCAUUGUUGCCUGUAUUUCCAUGUGUGUAGCCAUCAGUUUGAGUGAGUUGAUCAGUGCCAUGCCUAAUGCUGGUGGCCAAUACUACUGGACAAUGAAGUUGGCUCCCAAGAAAUACGCUCCUUUCUGGGCUUAUAUGUGUGGUGCUUUUGCAUGGGCUGGUUCCGUCUUCACAAGUGCUUCCGUUACUCUUUCCAUUGCUUCCUCGGCUGUCGGGAUGUACAUGUUGUACCAUCCAGACAAGACCAUCCAAACAUGGCAUGUGUUUGUAACUUAUGAAAUCGCCAACAUCUUAUUAGUAUUCUUCAACCUCUGGGAAAAACCUCUACCAGCCAUCUCAAAGAGUUCGUUGUAUAUCUCUCUUUUGUCGUUCUUGAUCAUCACUAUUGUGGUGUUGGCCAAAUCUGGAGGAGAAUUCCAAUCGGCCAACUUCGUGUUUGUGGAAUUUACUAACGGUACUGGUUGGAGUUCCAGUGGUAUUGCUUUCAUUGUUGGUUUGAUCAACCCCAACUGGUCCUUCAGUUGUUUGGAUGCUGCCACCCAUCUUGCUGAAGAAUUACUUGAACCAAGAAAGCAAAUUCCAAUUGCAAUUAUCGGCACUGUUAUUAUUGGAUUCAUCACCUCGUUCUCCUACUCCAUUGCCAUGUUCUUCUGCAUCAAGGAUUUGGACGCCAUCUACAACUCCAACACUGGUGUGCCAAUCAUGGAUAUCUUCUACCAGGUAUUGAACAAUAAGGCUGGUGCUGUCAUCUUGGAAUUCCUAAUUUUCUUGACUGCCAUCGGUUGUAACAUUGCCUCUCACACUUGGCAGGCUAGAUUAUGUUGGUCUUUUGCUAGAGACAAUGGUUUGCCAGGAUCCAGAUAUUGGUCCAAAGUCAACCCAAGAACUGGUGUUCCAGUGAAUGCCCAUCUUAUGUCUUGUGUGUGGUGUGCUAUCAUUGGUUGUAUCUACAUGGGCUCUACUACUGCCUACAAUGCCAUGGUCAUUGGGUGUAUUAUCUUUUUAUUGAUGUCAUACGCUGUGCCAGUUGUUUUCUUGUUAAUGAAGGGAAGAGACAACAUUAAGCAUGGUCCAUUCUGGUUAGGUAAAAUUGGACUUUUCGCCAACAUUGUUCUUCUCGUCUGGACUGUAUUCACUACUAUUUUCUACAGUUUCCCACCUGUCAUGCCAGUCACCGCAGGUAACAUGAACUACGUCUCUGUCGUAGUUGGUGUCUUUGGAGCAUACUGUAUUAUCUAUUGGUUUGCUAGAGGCAAAAAGAAGUUCAUCACUGCAGAAGACAGAGAAGCAAAGAUUGACGAGUUGACACACCAAUUGUCGCAACAAAUAUCACACAUAGAAGUCGUUCUCUCCCACAAGAACGACGUGUAA